AUGGUGAAAGGACAACAUUCAACGUCAUCAACGACAAAUUUGAUUGAAAAUAGCGUGGAAUCAUCGAAUUCUUCGAUGAGAACGCUGUCCAAUGACUAUACGGAACUAAUGGCCGGCUCGGUUCCAUGUCCAAGCUGUAAAGGUUCUGGGAAAAUACCUAAAGAAUUGGAGGAAACUCUUGUUGCGUUAAUUCCUUUAAAUGAUGAACGUCUAAAGCCAAAACGAACAUGGAUUUAUGUCCUUUCUGGUGUAAUAUCGUGUCUAUUCCUAGCAGGUGGGAUAAUAUUUUUAAUGGUACCUCGAGCCGUGGAUUUGAGUAGUAAUCGACCACCCAUUGAACUCAUCAACGUUUUUUCACCAGCAACAGCAGAUUAUAUUUCUUUCUCUUUCAUGAAUUCUUUAAAUAUUUCGAACGCAAAUUAUUAUUCCGUGAAUAUCAUAAAUUCAACAUCAACGAUAAUAUCAAAAUUUCAACCGUGGUCAAGUGAUGUUAUUGGUUCGGGUGGUAAUAACACGGCCGUUAUUAUUGGUGCCAAAACAAAAAAUAAAUCAAUAUUUUUUAAUAAUACUGUCACAUUAAAGGGUGAUGUUGCAACGUAUUGUCGAGCGCCAUUCUCCAGAUUACUUUCUUUAUAUGUUAAUAUGCAGUUCGAUAUAUCAGUAACAUUGGAAUAUUUAAACCAUCAUGAACAAGCAACUAUUUCCAUGGUUCAGCAAGUUUGUUGUGUUCCAUCGGGCAAUUGUACAUCAGCGUGA
Molecule: messenger RNA, 756 nt
Organism: Dracunculus medinensis (Guinea worm)
Lineage: Eukaryota; Metazoa; Nematoda; Chromadorea; Rhabditida; Dracunculidae
Source: the annotation of a GenBank genome assembly